Messenger RNA from Gekko japonicus, 1241 nucleotides. RefSeq names its product cysteine-rich PDZ-binding protein (gene CRIPT). Gene Ontology annotation, cellular component: dendrite. Gene Ontology annotation, biological process: cytoplasmic microtubule organization. NCBI's taxonomy places the organism in Eukaryota, Metazoa, Chordata, Lepidosauria, Squamata, Gekkonidae. The coding region runs from base 94 to 399 and encodes 101 amino acids. Gene Ontology annotation, molecular function: PDZ domain binding; microtubule binding. The record is from RefSeq and is a predicted model, not a curated record. The transcript is spliced from 5 exons.
CUCCGGAAGUUGGAGCACAGGUUUGUUGUUGACGAGUUUUCAAGUCGGCGGUCUCCGCUUUGGAGUGUGGGGUUCGUCGCGGGUGAUUUCGCCAUGGUGUGCGAGAAGUGUGAGAAGAAACUUGGCACUGUAAUUACACCUGAUACAUGGAAAGAUGGUGCACGAAACACUACAGAAAGUGGUGGACGAAAACUAAAUGAAAAUAAGGCAUUGACAUCAAAGAAGGCAAGAUUUGAUCCUUACGGCAAAAACAAGUUUGCAAUAUGCCGAAUUUGUAAAAGUUCAGUUCACCAGCCAGGCUCUCACUACUGCCAGGGUUGCGCUUACAAAAAGGGCAUCUGCUCAAUGUGUGGAAAGAAAGUCUUGGAUACAAAAAACUACAAGCAAACAUCUGUGUAAUUUAUACUGUGAGCUCUUAUUAUUCACCCCCUUGGAGAUUAAACUCAGUUAACAAACAUUAUCAACUUGAGCAAAAUGCUGAAAGGUUCCCCCAUAAUUUACUUGGGCUUUUAGUGGCAUUGUUCUGACUUUAUAACUUGGCUAUAAAAUGAUCUAAUUAAUAUUUGUUCUGUUUUUACUACAUAGAAGCCUUAAUGCUGCCUUGUAACUUGAUCUGGUUGUAAUCACUGUUUGAAUUUUUGACAACACUGAUACAGCAGCAAUCCACCAGUGACACUUAGUGGUAUAAAUAUUUACGUCAUCUUAUUAAACAAUUUAUGCUAUUUGUCUGAACUUUCAGAAUCUAAAGGCAAUUUGGGGAAAAUGUAAGGCUGAAAAUAUCCACCGGUUGAUAACCUCCAGGACUUCGUGUUUGUAUUGUGAGAUGCUGAGUACAACGGCAGUAGGAAUAAAUAGCAAACUUGCAUGUUUAACGGUGUAUAAAAUGUAAUGUACAACUUACGUUCCCACAAGCCAACUUGAGUCCACUAGGGUUCCAUAAACCUCCUAGAUAUGUUGCCUGCUGUUACGUCACAUAGCUGGAGGCUAUGUUUUCGGCUUGGCAGGUCCCAAAGUCUGAGGUCCUGAUAUGCAAUAUGUUUCAGUGAAGACUAAUCUUUUUUUUAAUCUGGGUUUGUUGGACUGAAAUAUAAAAUGGAAUUUACAAGGCGAAUGUAAAUUAGUCUUUAGCCUUGUGGUGUCAAUUAAGUAUUGAGGCAUAGCUUGUACAUAGAGGAGACACUGUAUGUAAACAUGUUUUGAGUAUGUUGCAUUAAAACAGAGAGAUGAUCCACGGAAACUUA